GUCAAACCAAAUAUCCAUCGCGCUUUCCUCCAGUAACAGGUUAGCGCUAUUAUUCAGCGUCAGUGUGACCCCUCCGCAGGCGCGGAUGGUUUGUUCCAGAUGAACAAGUGGUGCUGCUGCUGAUGUCAGAGCGCUGAGUGAGGCUGAGCUCCACAGCGAGCUGAGAUGGUGAUGAUGAUGGCGAGCGCGCGGAUAGACGCACAGUCUCUCUAAUACAUUGCGUUUAGCAACGCAUCAUCAUAACGAUGGAUGGCAAUGUCUUCCCAGACCAAGAACAGCUUCUGGCGUUCCUGAAAAAGCUUAAAGAAGUCUUCGACGUGUGUGACGAGGAUGCAGACGGCUAUAUUUGGGUUGAGCACUUCGUGGACCUCGGUCUACAGUUCGGCCAAGGAGAUGAAGUGAAGAAGUUUGCCACAUACCUGGAUCCCAACGCUCACGGCAGAAUUAACUUCAAAGAUUUUUGCCAUGGAGUGUUUGCAGUCAAAGGCUGUGAGGAAAUCCUGAAAACUGUUCUUGGGACACCCAACAUCGGAGUACAGCCGUAUCAGACAGACAAUGGCUAUUACUAUCAGGGGGAAGGGAGUCUGGGACCCCCGAUCAUCGUGUGCACACGGCCGUGCACGGAGUGCCAGCUGUAUUCUGAUGAGGACGGGUUGGGAGGCCGGGAUGCACAGGAGUCAGAUAUGGACAGUGCUGGAGACAGUGGAGCAGGAUCUGAAUUCUCUGAAGGAGGACGACAUGAUGAUAAAGAAGGACUGGGAGGACUCUUUCUACGUGGAAACAUUAGUUGUGGUCAGAUGGUCUCAUCAGCAGCAGCAUCAGUGAUCUCAGUGGAGGAGCAGUUUGAGGACUAUGGAGAGGGAGAGGAUGUGGACUUCACUCCCAGCAGCCCCAUCCCUGAUGAUGACACACGCACUAAUGGUUUCUCAGACCUUGGCUCCUCACUGCCCUCCAGUGCUGGUCAGACCCCUCAGAAGAUCAGGCACUUGUACAACAGUGAGCUGCUGGAUGUUUACUGCUCUCAGUGCUGCAAGAAAGUCAACCUGCUCAAUGACCUAGAGGCCAGACUCAAGAACCUCAAAGCUAACAGUCCAAACAGGAAAAUUUCCAGCACAGCAUUUGGUCGUCAGCUCUUCCACCACAGUAACUUCAGCAGCAGUCAGGGCAGCACAGAAGACCUGUUCAUAGACAGCAUCGACUCCUGUGACAUUGACAUCACUGAGAAGGUGAGUUAUUUGGAGAAGAAAAUAACAGAACUGGAGAACGACAGUCUGGCUAAUGGAGAUCUGAAAUCCAGACUUAAACAAGAGAACACACAACUAGUACACAGGGUACAUGAGCUGGAGGAGCAGAUUAAAGAUCAGGAGACGCGUGCGGAGCAAAGUCUAGAAGAGGAAUUGAAGAGACACAGAGAGGCCUACAGUAAGAUGGAGAGAGACAAGAGCACUGAGAUUGAACUGCUUAGUAACAGGGUUCAACAACUGGAGGAGGAAAAUGCAGAGGUGAAAGUGAAUGUGUGCAGAUUAAAGUCACAGAGUGAGAAACUGGACCAGGAGAAGCAGCGCAUGACAGAUAAGCUGGAAGACACAAGUCUUCGUUUGAAGGAUGAGAUGGAUCUGUACAGAAAAAUGAUGGAUAAGCUUUGGCAGAACAGACAUGAGUUUCAGAAAGAGCGAGAGGCCAUGCAAGAGCUGAUUGAGGACCUGCGUCGUGAGCUGGAGCACCUGCAGCUCUUUAAACUCGAGACGGAAAAGCCUGGCCGCGGCCGUAACACUGCAGGACUGUCUGAGUACAAUGCCAAGACUCGAGAGAUUGAGCUGGAACAUGAAGUCAAACGGCUUAAACAGGAGAACCAUAAACUCCGAGACCAGAAUGAUGAUCUGAACGGACAGAUUCUCAGCCUCAGCCUUUAUGAGGCCAAAAACCUGUUCGCUUGUCACACCAAGGCCCAGUCACUGGCAGCAGAGAUUGACAACGCCUCCAGAGAUGAGCUGGUUGAUGCUUUGAAAGAACAGGAGGAGAUCAACUUCCGUUUAAGGCAGUACAUGGACAAGAUCAUCCUGGCUAUCCUAGACCACAACCCCUCCAUCCUAGAAAUAAAGCAUUAGGCUCUCGGUCAUUCCUCUUGAGCUGAGAGUGGAUAGAGGACACAUGCUUCAUAAAGAGCUCUCAAUUCAGGCAAAGGCUGUGAAAUGUACUGACAUAGGCCCUCACAUCAAGUCAUUUUAUACUUGUAUCUUGUACAUCUUGUACAGAGCAAGUUGCUGUUAAAAUGAUUGUCUCUCAUGUGCUCAGUCUCACACAGAUGGGUUAUAGAUUCCAUAGCCACUCAUGUCAUGAUGCUGUGAAUUUAAGUUGUGGAAAUGACAAAAACAAAGUGAUGAAACUGGAAAAUAGUGUAGAAGUGUACUUUUCACUCUCAGUUAUGUUUACACACUACCUCUGUGAGGUAACUCAGUGUUGUAUUCUACACACGAACAAAACAAGUAGAAGUAUAUUAAUCACAAUGAUCACAGCAUAGAGGAGAGCUUUACAUGAACUGACAGGGUACAGCAUGGUUUUUUCUUUCUUUAUUUUGUUGAGGAUUCCAAUUUAAAUGUGCCAGAAGACCUCUCGACUUUCUCUAAACCUUGUUUUCAUAGUACUGUUCACCUAUUAAAAAUUUAGCACUGAUUCAACUGACAGAGCAAUGGAAAGACAAGAGGUCUCUGUUUGCCUGAGACUUCAUGCAACAUGACGAUUACAGCUAUUAUGUAAUUAUGAUCAGCAAAUAAGGGAGCUUCUAGACUGUUCUCUAAUAAUGUUGGCAAACAUCAUGUCAGUCUACCAAAGAGAGGAACUAGGCUCUAAAGUACAUUCCUGUUAAAGACCCCAUAAAAUCGCUUGACGAGUACAGUAUUCUGGCCUGUGUUGACAUAUUUCCUAUUGAAACAAGGUGGGACAUAUCGAAGGGCUCGUCCCUCUUUUUAAUAGCCAAUAAGCUUUAGUUAAGUAACAACCAUGACCCCUGAAUUGCCACUUGCAAAUUUGUUGUAAGAGAUAUCAGGAGGUGGGACAUUCUCAUUCUAGAGAGCAUUUGAUUGGACAAAAAAUCUGUGUAGUGCAACAUCAAUAAUUUGGUCUUUUUCCCAUAAGAGAAAGUGUAUUAUAAGCAUACAUAUCAACUGAAAGUUAAUUAUGUCAUCUUUUAAGAGUACACUAGCUUAUAGAUGGCUUAAAAGUUAAUAGACAGUGAUUAAAAGCCACAAAACUCUAAAUUUGAUUUCAUGAGGUCUUUAAUGCAUAACGCUCUUAGUUGCCAUACUGAUGGACUGAAAUAAUUACACAGCCUCAAACAGGCCUGUACUGGCCAUCAGCUCCCUUUGACUGAGGGAUCGCAUACAUUUAUCAACAAAGAAGCACAAGAGAGGGAAACAGUUUGAGCAGAGAUGACACAGUUGUACAAAAUAUUAUAUACGUAUAGAAAGAAAAUCUAUAGAAAAUGUGAAAAGAAUGGUUUAUUUUUCUUAGAAAUAUGUAAAGGUUUCGAUUAAAUUGAUUGACUGAAUUGAUGUUUCAAGCUAGAGUGAAUGGAUCUAGUACUUAAAGAGUGAGAGGGCAAGGAUUAUGAUAUUAAUAAAGUUGUCUUGUUUAACAAAGAAUUACAAAAGUUCCCCCAAAAAGGAUUGCCAUUAUAGAAUCUGAAUUAAAGCAUUAACUAAGUUCCAUCAACAGGUAAAAAAACCAUCAACUGGUCUACAUAUUUGGAUUUGCAGAAAGAAAGAAAAAAUAUGCAAAUGCAGUACUUUAUAAUCCUGAUAAUCUUCUUGAUAUUGUACAUCAGUGCCAUGGGUAGAAUAAGCUGCACAUUAAAUAAAAGUGCUUGAACGGACAUCCCAUGAAUGUAUCACCAUGCAACUCCCAGUAUUCAGUAUUCCCAUUUUCCCCAUGAAUGUAUGAAAUCUUAUUUAGCUAGUCAAACAUAUGAAUCACAGUAUUUAAAAUUAUUGUGUAGUAUGGGAAAGGAGCCAAUACAGAUACAUGCUCGAUAGUCACAAACUAGUUUUGCUUUGUUGCACAAAUUGUACUGAAUCUAUUUCUUUGCAUGUUCUUAAUCUCUUUCUGUUUGUGCCCUUUAUUUGGAAUGUAACAAUUAACAUUUUGGUUGUUUCAAUAACUUAAUCUAAUCAGUUAGAGGAACUUUUAUGUAUUUCUGUUAUACCUUGUGUUAUAGCAUUUUUCACUCAUUGUAAAUGUUGUACAGAGACUAGUUCCUAUUUGUAUUGAUGUGCCACUCAUCAACCUUAAUGAAUAAAUGAAAGGCUGUUUUUAUACAGUUUUAUGAUAAAAUGGCAAGAUAUCUUAGAAGUUUGACAUAUUACAAAGUAAUGUACAGGUUUAAGACAGCUUUAAUUGUUUUGUCAAUAUGACUGUUGAAAUUAAUAAGUGACAUAAAAGGUAAUAAUAAUAUUCCUCGGUUUACUCAUCAGUAGCUGUGAUGUCAUAGACGAUAUUCAUUCAUCAUUAUGGGUUUAAAGAAAUGAAAGGUUGUUCUAAAGCAGCCGAAAAAAAUCUUAUGAAGAAAUACCCAUUUAAAACUUUACUGAUUCAUAUAAUUUCUAUUUAACACAUUGAAAGACCAAAACCAUUUCCAGCAACCAUUGUUUUUGCACAUUUUAAAGAGUUGUGCUGUGUGUGUGUCCUCUGUUAAAGAUGUUACACAGUUUGACAUCUUUAAGGGUCAAGAUUUACACACUAUUUCAUUGUUUACACCUACUUUCUUUUUUUUUUCUUUUUUUUUUUGUCCCAUAUGUAAAACAAUGAAUUGCUAUUACUCAUGUCUGUUCACACAAGUAGAGAAGGACAAAAAAAAUAUUUCAGAACAUGAAAUAAUAGUGUAAAGGCCUCAAGAGUAAUGGCAAAUUUGAAAUGUACAAUAAAUGACUCGUUUUGGCAUGA
Molecule: messenger RNA, 4938 nt
Organism: Myxocyprinus asiaticus (Chinese sucker)
Lineage: Eukaryota; Metazoa; Chordata; Actinopteri; Cypriniformes; Catostomidae
Product: rab11 family-interacting protein 4A-like
Exons: 15
Coding region: 246-2108 (620 amino acids)
Biological process (GO): regulation of cytokinesis; endocytic recycling
Cellular component (GO): midbody; cleavage furrow; endocytic vesicle
Molecular function (GO): calcium ion binding
Source: RefSeq, a predicted model, not a curated record